AGAGUGCUCGAGGCGUGGAGCUGGCGAUGGAUCGGCGCAUACCUGAGCGCGAAUUGGCGAUGACGACCGUCUGGUAGAGGCUGGCUCUGGCGUGGAGUGGGCUUGUAGCACUACGGCAGGAAGAUCGUGGAGAAUUUUUAUGUCGUCGGUGGAGGAGGAAGAGGAACUCGUCGUCGGACGGGGGAUUUUGUAGAGGUUCGUGCGUGGGCUGGAUUAUGAUGGAUUGCGCGAAUUUGACGAUUGCGAAGCUCGGAUUCCGUGAGAUAUGCGCCGGAGAAUGGAUGGUGGCUCCCGAUGGAGUAACAGAAUUUUGCCAUAGCUUUCCUGAGGUUGAGAUUUCGCUACCCUGGUGACAGAACAGACCAAGUUUCGGAGGAUAUUGUGGAGUGCAGGAGCUUUUGUCCGAUUUUUGUAGGUCGGAGUAUCGCCUAGUUUUUUUCUAUAAUGGAGAAUAAGGGCUGGGAUGCUGUAGAUGUCCGGGCCGGCGAUGCCAAUACUUCGGCUGCGAAGGAGGAUACUUCCUGUUCUCGACCAGUUCACACUCUUCGACCGAAUUUGGCAGGAGAGAGGAGAAAACCGUCUUGGAAGUGCAGAAGUUUGGUGAGUUUAUGUGUUGGAAAUUUGGGUCGCCAUCUUGAAGACAUCAUCGAAGAAAUUCAUCUUGUUGCUCCCACAUUUCCGCCUUCUGUCAAGGCUUCUCUGCUGGCAGUUGCCCGUAGACGGGAUUUAUUGUGUGACGAACUGUUGGUUGCGUUGGCGGACGAGUCCUGGGAGUUUUUAGAUGUAUCAGGCUCUGAUAUCACGGAUGCUAGUAUUGAGACAUUGGCCAAAGUUUGUCCCCGUUUACAAGCUGUUGACAUCAGUCGAUGUAGCCGGUUAACACCACGAGCUGUGCGCGUCUUAGUCCAGCACAGCCCAUCUCUUCACACAAUUCGUUGGGGAGGAACAAGCUUGAGUAAUUCGACUGCGAGACUGGCAUUAACCUAUAUUCUACCGAAAUUAAAUCUGAGCGAAGAAGCUGAAGAUAGCUGGGAGGAACUUGAUAUAGACCGGGUCGGAAAAGGUGGUCAAGCCUUGAGGUGGCUCGUCUGGCCCUCUAUAGACGAAAAAUCCAGAGAACGACUCGAGACAGAGUGCCCUCGUGUGGUGGUCAAUCCCAAGCCUUUUUCCAGAGGGUUUCAACAUCUGUCUGUACCUUGGGAGGCGUGGCCUGCGACCGUGUUGGAUGCUGGUCUAGUUGAAGAUCUUGACCCAGAGACAUGGGCUGUCAGGACAUCGAGGAGAGUUGUCUUUCAAAAUGUGGCAAGUCGAGAUUCUUCGGUUCUUUCGAUAGCAGAGCGAUUUAAACUUGCCUUUAUCUCCAGAGAUGAGCGACUUGCUCCAAAACGAGCAAAAAAUUCUAGACAAAAUCAACGCCGCGCGGAAAAGGCCUGGCUUAAUUCGGACACGGAAGCUAAGGCCAGAGCAUGGGCUGGCGUGGCCAGGAGAUCGCUGAAGGGAUUAGAAGGUUGAUGCAUCAAUCUACCCGUCACAUGCAUUCCAGCUGUAAAACCUCUUUCGUCCUUCGGAUACGAAGCAGCACGAGCGAGAAUUUUUUAGACGAUGUAUUGUACAAAAGCAACGAGCAAAAGAAAUCAUCUUCCGUCAUGUUCGAGCCUCAGGUUCAGCCCGGCAUCGCCGUUCUUCUGCAUUUGUCCUUGACUUGAGGUCUAGCAACUAUGCGGAUGCACCAUGUCGUAAAGAGCUGCAUCAAAAGCCUCGCCCGAGUUCGGUUCAAAAUUGUUUCCAUCUAAGCUCGGGCGCUUAUAUCAGAAUCUUCGAGUUAUAGGUAGCAAACUACUUCAGCCGAAGGAUAUAAUCAGCAUGAGGGUGUGCUGUAGGUACACUUCGAGGAUUUCUGGACUCAAGAUUGCCGUAGAAAGUGUAAUUUUCGGUUCCCAGAAAUCUACGUAUAGCUAUGCUUAUGUCUCCCACUACUUUGUGCAAGUGGUCCUGAUUCCAAUGACGAUGCCAUUGUUCGUCCUUCCAAACGAUGUACGGGUUGUACCCUUUUGAGAAUCCGUUGACCGGAUUUGGAAUUCACAGAAUUGCAUGACUGGAGGUCUAAGGCUCACAAUGUCGUCGAGAUUUCGAGAAUCGUGAAUUCUUAUGAGUGGCCAUCUGCAUGGAGGCGAGUUAAUGACGAGGCUGGGCUCAUAUCCGUGAAGGCAAUUG
This is a messenger RNA of Marchantia polymorpha subsp. ruderalis, 2214 nucleotides long. The record is from the annotation of a GenBank genome assembly. NCBI's taxonomy places the organism in Eukaryota, Viridiplantae, Streptophyta, Marchantiopsida, Marchantiales, Marchantiaceae.